ACAAAAAAGAAGAUAAAAUCCUUGAGAAAAUGGGUGCCAAUGGCUCGACUCUGGAAAGACUAGAGCAACUGCCAGAAGAUGAGAGAUAUAAUGGCCUCACUAAUUUUGGUAACACUUGCUAUGCCAAUUCAGUCCUACAGGCUCUUUAUUUCUGUCUCCCGUUCCGAGAGAAGGUAUUGCAGUAUUCUCACGGAGAGGAAAAGACAGAGACGCUUCUUUCUGCUCUCUCUGAUCUCUUCAUUCAAAUGAGUAGUUCUAAGAAGAAGUUUGGGGUCGUGGCCCCGCGUAAAUUUAUUCAAAGAGUGAAGAAGGAGAAUGUUGUGUUUGAUAAUAUGCAGCAACAAGAUGCCCACGAGUUCUUGAACUAUCUACUAAAUACAAUAGCAGAUUUAUUAAAAGGUACAAU
Messenger RNA from Amphimedon queenslandica, 406 nucleotides. Its product is annotated as ubiquitin carboxyl-terminal hydrolase 12-A-like. Gene Ontology annotation, cellular component: nucleus; cytosol. NCBI's taxonomy places the organism in Eukaryota, Metazoa, Porifera, Demospongiae, Haplosclerida, Niphatidae. Gene Ontology annotation, molecular function: cysteine-type deubiquitinase activity. Gene Ontology annotation, biological process: protein deubiquitination. The transcript has 4 exons. The record is from RefSeq and is a predicted model, not a curated record. The annotation marks the transcript as partial.